Messenger RNA from Phytophthora sojae, 342 nucleotides. RefSeq lists its product as hypothetical. The record is from RefSeq and is a predicted model, not a curated record. Bases 1 to 342 code for a protein of 113 amino acids. The transcript is spliced from 2 exons. NCBI's taxonomy places the organism in Eukaryota, Oomycota, Peronosporomycetes, Peronosporales, Peronosporaceae.
AUGGUGCGCGUGCCUGGAUCUCUUGGGGGCUCCGGAUUUCACCCUAAGGCGGGAUCGGACCGAUACGCGUUCGCUGACUCGCCGAUCAGGCUCGAUCCGGACUACCUGGACGCGAUCGCGGACAAGGCCCAGAUCGUAAGGAAGAAGCUGAGAGCGCCAGGCUUGGACGACGAAGAUCCCAGACCGUCGGCGCUCGACUGGUCCGAGGCUAACCUGGAUCGUCAGUAUCACUUGAAGGAACUGCGAGACUUCUUGCGUCAAGAUCCUGUCAUGGUGAUCGUGCGGCCAGAGCAGAUCGACGACCAGAAGGACCCGAUCUCGGCCCCCCCGAGUGACGGAUAA